AUGCAUUAUACCCAGGUCACUGAGAUCAGGAGGAGGCUGCACCGCGACUGGACGGUUCGGAUUGAUCAUGUUUUCCGCGAAGCUAACUUUGCUGCGGACCACCUAGCUUCCAUAGGGCAAUCGAAACCAAUAGGAGUGCAUGUGAUUGAUAGACCGUGUACUUCUCUGUUGUACUGGCUGUACUUUGAUCGGGUGGGAAGCGAAACCCCCCGUUUUGUUCGUAUGCAAUAA
Messenger RNA from Linum tenue, 231 nucleotides. Lineage: Eukaryota; Viridiplantae; Streptophyta; Magnoliopsida; Malpighiales; Linaceae. The record is from the annotation of a GenBank genome assembly.